GUCCCGGCGCCACUGGCCCGGCCCUGCUUCCGAGGGGAGUAGGCGGGCUGGGGGCAGGGUGGGGGCCGCUGGGGACCCUCGGCUGGGCCCCUGGAGCGGGGAGGGGACUGGAGCGACUGACCCCAGCCCUGCAACCGAGCCCACCCGGCCUCAGGUCACUCCUGCGGUUUGCCCAGCCCAGCAUGCAGCCUUGAACCUGGCCUAGGCCACCACCUACUCCAGCUCUCCACACCCCCUAUUUUACUGUGGCUCGGGGUAUAGGCUCUAAGCUCCAAGGUACCUGAGCAGCAUUUCUUCGUCAAGGAUACCCCCUGCAGCUCCAGAGGGCCCUGCGAAUCCUGCUGUCAUCUCUCUGAGGAGACAGCAUGGCUAUUACCUUGCAGCCCAGUGACCUGAUCUUUGAGUUUGCAAGCAACGGGAUGGAUGAUAUCCACCAGCUGGAAGACCCCUCAGUGUUCCCAGCUGUGAUCGUGGAGCAGGUGCCCUACCCCGAAUUACUGCAUCUGUACUCAGGACUGGAGCUAGACGACGUUCACAAUGGCAUCAUAACAGAUGGAACCUUGUGCAUGACACAGGAUCAGAUCCUGGAGGGCAGUAUUUUGCUGGCAGAUGACAAUGAAGCAACCUCACAAACCAUGUCAACCACUGAAGUCUUGCUCAAUGUCGAGUCUCCCAACGACAUCCUGGAUGAGAAGCAGAUCUUCAGCGCCUCCGCCUCCGAGAUGCUUCCAGACUCAGACCCUGCUCCGGCUGCCACUCUGCCCAACUACCUGUUUCCUGUCUCUGAGCCUGAUGCCCUGAACAGGGCAGGUGACACUGAUGACCAGGAGGGGCGUUGUCUGGAGGAGACAGUCCCCAGAGAGGAAGGUGCCAAGAAGACUGGAAAAUCAAAGAAGAGAAUCCGGAAGACCAAGGGCAACCGCAGUACCUCACCAGUCACUGACCCCAGCAUCCCCAUACGGAAGAAGUCUAAGGAUGGCAAAGGCAGCACCAUCUAUCUCUGGGAGUUCCUCCUCGCGCUUCUGCAAGACAGGAACACCUGCCCCAAAUACAUCAAGUGGACCCAGCGAGAGAAAGGCAUCUUCAAGCUGGUGGACUCCAAAGCUGUGUCCAAGCUGUGGGGGAAGCAGAAAAACAAGCCUGACAUGAACUAUGAGACAAUGGGGCGGGCACUAAGAUAUUACUACCAGAGAGGCAUCCUUGCCAAAGUGGAAGGGCAGAGGCUGGUGUACCAGUUUAAGGAGAUGCCCAAGGACCUGGUGGUGAUUGAAGAUGAUGAGGAGAGAAGUGAAGUCACGGCGGCCUCCCCUCAGGCCUCCACUCCCUCCACGUCCUCCACCAGCACCACCCGCCGAGCCAGCUCCAGGGUCUCCGCCAGAGCUGCUCCCCAGGGCAAGGGAGGCCCUUCCUGGGAAAAGCCAAAGGUUCAGAAUGUUGGCUUACAGCCAUCUGCGAAUCUGGAACUGGGACUGUCUGUAGAUGAGGAGACCCCCACUACCUCCAGUGUGCUUGCCUCUCUACCUGAGAGCCAGCCCAAACUCGCCAAAACCGUGAGUACUUCAGUGCCCAGCAACAUCCACCUAGGAGUGGCCCCAGUGGGGUCAGGCUCAGCCUUGACCCUGCAGACAAUUCCACUGACCACAGUGCUGACCAACGGGCCUCCUGCCAGUACUACUGCCUCAACCCAGCUUGUCCUCCAGAGCGUUCCGCCUGCUUCGACCUUCAAGGACACCUUCACUUUGCAGGCCUCCUUCCCCCUGAACACAAGUUUCCAAGAAAGUCAGGUGGCAGCACCGGGGGCUCCGCUGAUUCUUAGUGGUCUCCCCCAGCUUCUGGCCGGGGCCAACCGUCCAACCAACCCGGUGCCAUCCUCCGUCACUGGGGCCGGACCGGCCGGGCCCAGCUCUCAGCCUCCUGGGACUGUCAUCGCUGCCUUCAUCAGGACUUCCGGUGCCACGGCAGCCUCUGGGGGCAAGGAGGGGCCGCUGAGGCCCUCCUCGUACAUGCAGGGGAUGGUAACUGGGGCCCCCAUGGAGGGGUUGCUGGUUCCUGAAGAGACCCUGAGGGAGCUCCUGAGGGAUCGGGCUCACCUUCAGCCACUUCCAACCCAGGUGGUUUCAAGGGGUUCCCACAAUCCGAGCCUUCUGGGGAACCAGACUUUCUCUUCUCCCAGCUGCCCCACUGUUGGGCUGACCCCAGUGGCUGAACUUGAGCUCUCCUCAGGCUCAGGGUCCCUGUUCAUGACUGAGCCUGGCGUGACCACAUCUGGGAACCUGCUGACCAGAUCCCCGACCCCAGCCCCCUUCUCCCCAUUCAACCCCACUUCUCUUAUUAAGAUGGAGCCCCAUGACCUGUAAGCAAAGGGGUUGAGGGCAGUAUGCCUCACCAGGCAAAGUUGAGCAGCAUUUUUAUAUGGACUUUCUAUAGCAGAGACUGAAGCAGCACACCUGCCCUUCUUUUCCCAUGGGAUCUCAGUCCGCCGGAUCCCCUGUCCCCGACCCCUGCCCGGUGUCACCAUGGCCCAGCCAUGCCCAGCUGGAGCACCCCUGGUGUCAGACCAUGGCCUUCAAGAGCACUAGGGGAUAUGCUCUUGUCAGGGUAGUGGGCUGACUUGGUGACGGAGGGAGAACCUCCUGAGAAGUUUGUGGCCAGGGCCGAUGCAGGGGCUCCGAGGGGAACCUCCUAUCCCAUAUGUGAAUAUCUCUGUAUGUAUUUGUGUGUACUCGUGGGUCUGUAUCUCUGUUUCUUUGGGGAGGAUGGGGGUGUAGCUGUGAGAUCUUCGAGGGUGUGUGUCUCCACAGGUCAGCUGCAGAGAUGAGGAUUUGUUUUGAAGAGAAAGCAUUCUCUAGUUCCCUUUGUACAAACCAUUCAGUCGCUCUGAGGCUACAGGGUACAGGCUGGAUCCCCCCAACUGGGUGAGAUGUCACAGCUGGAGCAGGUCCAGGGUAGGAGAAUUUCAGUGGGCAUGUGUGCUGGGGAAGAUGGUGUUCAAAGGGACAAGGGCCUGGGCCGUAAUACCAGCCUAUCCCCCCGAGCCGGGGAUCGCUGCCGGUCCGUGUUGCCCCACUAGCUCCCUGCUCUCUGGCCUGGCUGGGGUAGUCGUGUAGCGAUGCACACCAGGGCUGCUUCCCUUCGUGCUUGUGCGUGCCUGCUGUUCAGCCUGCCUUCUACUCACCUUGUAGGUUUACCAGCCCACCUACCUACACGAUGGCUCCCGCAGAUCUCAAGUGGACCGUUGGCCCUCAUCUCCAACUUUCGCACCUAGCCCUGACUCUUACGCCAGGAAGACAGGAGCCAGCGGAUGUGAGCGCCCCUGCCACUUCUCCUGUCUCUACCUGGCUCCUUGCUUCUCUCCUUCCUCCUCCUGAGGAAGCAUCAGCCAAUCCUCUCUUAGGUGAACCUCUCUCUGCUUAAGUUCUCCUUCCCCUUUGAGUUAGCUCACCUCUCUCAAGCCAAAUUUGGGGGCAAGGCUAAGAGCUAGGACACAUCAGCCUCAGAAACAAUUCUGUUAUCUGGUGAAUCUGGUUAGUGUGAAUUGGUGCCUCGGGCCCUUUGCUACGUCCUCAGUAAAAAAACCAUCCACUUGA
Canis lupus familiaris (dog) is the source of this 3587-nucleotide messenger RNA. It is a transcript of the gene ELF4, whose product is annotated as E74 like ETS transcription factor 4. Gene Ontology annotation, biological process: cell differentiation; regulation of transcription by RNA polymerase II. Gene Ontology annotation, molecular function: DNA-binding transcription factor activity, RNA polymerase II-specific; sequence-specific DNA binding. Gene Ontology annotation, cellular component: nucleus. Lineage: Eukaryota; Metazoa; Chordata; Mammalia; Carnivora; Canidae. Bases 366 to 2357 code for a protein of 663 amino acids. The record is from RefSeq and is a predicted model, not a curated record. The transcript is spliced from 9 exons.